Messenger RNA from Theobroma cacao (cacao), 1266 nucleotides. Its product is annotated as transcription factor. Gene Ontology annotation, molecular function: protein dimerization activity; DNA-binding transcription factor activity, RNA polymerase II-specific; RNA polymerase II cis-regulatory region sequence-specific DNA binding. The record is from RefSeq and is a predicted model, not a curated record. NCBI's taxonomy places the organism in Eukaryota, Viridiplantae, Streptophyta, Magnoliopsida, Malvales, Malvaceae. Gene Ontology annotation, biological process: regulation of transcription by RNA polymerase II. Gene Ontology annotation, cellular component: nucleus.
CCAAAGACGCUUCCCUGCCCGGUGCCCAUUUCUCUUCUCUUUCUCUCUCCCUCUUCCCUUAAACCCUAGAUUUGUAAAACCCAACCUUUUAUCAACAAUUUAAGAAUCGAGUGAGUUUACUUCUGGGAAUAUGGAUGUACAACAAGGUCAUGGGAACCCUCUGAUGUCAUUGAAUUCUGGUGGGGGUGCCAGUGAUUUCUCUUAUGACUAUGUAAAUGAUUCAAACCCACACUUUCCUAUGGCAGCUGGAAGGAGUGAGAACCAGCUUAGUCCCCAGUCAUUAUCUCAGUGGAUUGAUUGUCCCAAAACACCUCACAGUUAUGUUGAAUUUCUAACAGAAAAUCUUGAAAAGGUUCCUACUUCAGAUGUCUUAGAGCGCAUUGGUUCUCCAGUUGGUGGUGUCCAUGCCCUUGAUGGGAUCUCCGAAAUUCAAAGAGAAUUGCUGCAUAACAAUGCAGGAAAGGCUUUCAGCUCUCGACUUGACGACUAUUCCCUAGAGUCAGAGCAUGGGAAGUUAAAGCUAUCUGCCUACGCUACCAACAGCAACAAUUGUGAAGCUUCAGCAAGCGAAAGAUUUUUGAGGCCACAUGAUAGACUAUCUGUGAGCAGAUUUUCAAGCUCAGAAUAUGAGUCCCAUGCACAGCAAACUCGUACUUUCUGGAUGCAAGAACCAAAUGAAGACAAUUGUAAUGUUUUUCAACUUCAACCAAAAGAAACCAUUUCUGCAUUUAGUUUCCUGUCCCAACCACAUUGCAGUGUACCCAAAUUGAGAGCUUCUGGAAGUGAUCGUCAACGCAGGCUACGAAUUGCUGAAAGUAUCAGAGCAUUGCAGGAACUGCUUCCAAAUCCUGCAGAGCGCGGUCAAGCAACUGCACUGGAUGAUAUUAUUGACCAUGUCAAGUUUCUGCAGUUGCAAAUGAAGGAAUUAAGUCGAAGCAGGUUGGGAGGCGAACCAACGUCUAAUCCUUUCGUUUUUCUUGAGGGAUAUGGUCACUAUGCUCUCCAUGAACAGAUGAUGAACGAACCUCUUGAAGAGAUGAUGGGGAAGUUACUAGAGAUAAAUCCGCCAGCAGCAACUCAGCUGUUAGAGAGCAGAGGCCUUUUCAUGAUGCCCAGAGCACUGGUUGAUGGCUUGCACAGAGUCACGUAGAUAGUCCAUACUCCACUGCCCUACACGCUUACUAUAGUUGUUACUUUUCCAUUACUUUAACGGUGAAAUAUACAGGGUAACUGCGCCAACUAAAGACUAUCAUCCAAGUGAAAAUA